CAAAUAGAGAAAAUCUCAGAUGUGGUGGGACGAAGUUGCCACGUGUCAAUAAGUUGACCAAUGAGGAAACUCAUUGCGUUAUCCGUAUAGAUAAUCAGAUAAGCAGAAUCUGAUUUUGUCACCAGAGGGCUUUUAUAGAUUACACAUCAUUCCUUCGUUCUUCUUCUAACACACUCUGAGUCUUGAAGGUCAACAACGUCGAGAAAAAUGGCAUCAUCUCUUUGUGCUUCUUCUGCCAUCGCUGCCAUUUCUUCUCCAAGUUUCUUGGGUGGUAAGAAACUGAGGCUGAAGAAGAAGUUGACUGUUCCAGCUGUGUCCAGGCCAGAUGCGUCGGUGCGCGCCGUCGCAGCUGAUCCAGAUAGACCGAUCUGGUUCCCGGGAAGCACUCCUCCAGAGUGGCUCGACGGUAGCCUCCCCGGUGACUUCGGAUUUGAUCCCCUUGGUCUUUCAUCGGACCCCGACAGUCUAAAAUGGAACGUACAAGCAGAGCUAGUCCACUGCCGGUGGGCGAUGCUAGGAGCCGCCGGGAUAUUCAUCCCGGAGUUCCUAACGAAGAUUGGAAUCCUCAACACUCCAUCGUGGUACACGGCGGGAGAGCAAGAGUAUUUCACGGACAAAACCACACUCUUCGUCGUUGAGCUCAUCUUGAUCGGAUGGGCCGAAGGACGUAGAUGGGCCGAUAUCAUCAAGCCCGGUAGCGUCAACACUGACCCAGUCUUCCCAAACAACAAACUGACGGGCACAGACGUUGGUUACCCGGGUGGGUUAUGGUUCGAUCCGUUGGGUUGGGGAUCCGGUAGCCCGGCUAAGCUCAAGGAGUUGAGGACCAAGGAGAUCAAGAACGGAAGGUUGGCUAUGUUGGCAGUGAUGGGUGCUUGGUUCCAACACAUCUACACUGGCACUGGUCCUAUUGAUAACCUUUUUGCACAUCUUGCUGAUCCUGGUCACGCCACAAUCUUCGCUGCUUUCACACCCAAGUGAGACAAGAAAAAAGGGUUAUGGGGAGGAGGAGAAUGCGUUUGUGUGAUCAUGUUUGUACAAAUAUCGUUUUGAACUUAAAAAUAUUUAUGUAUUUAUAUAAAUUGUGGUCGAAUGCAAAUUAGGAUUCACCUUAACACUCUCUUUUCCUAACUCAAUGAUCAUAAGAUUGCUUUUUA
Molecule: messenger RNA, 1157 nt
Organism: Arabidopsis lyrata subsp. lyrata
Lineage: Eukaryota; Viridiplantae; Streptophyta; Magnoliopsida; Brassicales; Brassicaceae
Product: photosystem I chlorophyll a/b-binding protein 2, chloroplastic
Exons: 4
Coding region: 208-981 (257 amino acids)
Biological process (GO): photosynthesis, light harvesting in photosystem I; response to light stimulus
Cellular component (GO): membrane
Source: RefSeq, a predicted model, not a curated record